UGCCAACAGUAUGCCUAAACAAGUGGAGGUGAGGAUGCAUGAGAGCCACCUGGAGCCCAUCGAGGCGAGGCCCCGGUCCAAAUGUGCCCAAAUCUGCUCCAAAAUGUUCAAGAACCUCCUGCUCACACUCACAGUCCUUGGUGUGAUCCUGGGAGCUGUAUCAGGGAUGCUGCUGCGUGUUGCCUCUCCAAUUCAUCCAGAUAUUGUCAUGGUGAUUGCCUUUCCUGGAGAUAUUCUGAUGAGGAUGCUGAAGAUGUUGAUCCUGCCUCUCAUUAUCUCCAGCUUGAUCACAGGGCUUGCUGGCCUGGAUGCCAAAUCUAGUGGUCGCCUGGGAACCAGAGCUAUGAUUUACUACAUGUCCACCACUGUUAUUGCUGCUGUCCUGGGUGUCAUCCUGGUGCUAGUCAUCCACCCUGGCAACCCCAAACUGAAGGAAAAUCUGGGCGAGGGCGAGAAAAACGAUGAUGUGUCCAGCUUGGAUGCCUUCUUCGAUCUGAUAAGGAAUCUCUUCCCAGAAAACCUGGUGCAAGCCUGCUUCCAACAGAUCCAAACAGUCACAAAGAAAGUUGAGGUGGUUGUGGAGGAGGAAGUGAAUGUCACCACUGUGGAGGGCCUGGUGGCUAACAUUACCAAGGAGCCACAGUUCAUCAUCAAAAAGUCACUUCAGUUCAAAAGUGGCAUGAAUGUUUUGGGUCUGAUUGGUUUCUUUAUUGCAUUUGGCAUCUGCAUGGGCAAGAUGGGAGAGAAGGCCAGACUCAUGAUUGAAUUCUUCAAUAUCCUCAAUGAGAUUGUGAUGAAACUUGUCAUCAUGAUCAUGUGGUACUCUCCCUUUGGUAUUGCCUGUCUGAUUUGUGGUAAGAUCAUCUCCAUUAAGGACUUGGAGGUGGUGGCCAGGCAACUUGGCAUGUACAUGGUGACUGUGAUUAUUGGUCUGAUCAUCCACGGCGCAAUCUUCCUGCCCAGCAUUUAUUUUGUCAUCACAAGGAAAAACCCCUUCACCUUCUUCUUGGGAAUCUUCCAGGCCUGGAUCACUGCUCUGGGAACAGCUUCCAGUGCUGGCACACUUCCUGUCACAUUCCGUUGCCUGGAGGAGAAUUUGGCCAUUGACAAAAGAGUCACUCGUUUUGUGCUCCCAGUAGGUGCCACCAUCAAUAUGGAUGGAACUGCUCUCUAUGAGGCUGUGGCGGCCAUCUUUAUUGCCCAGAUGAAUGGUGUGAAUCUUGAUCCUGGUCAGAUUGUCACAGUCAGUCUGACAGCCACCCUUGCCAGUGUUGGAGCAGCCAGUAUUCCCAGUGCCGGCCUUGUGACUAUGCUGUUGAUCCUUACCGCUGUUGGCUUACCAACCCAGGAUAUCAGUUUGCUGGUUGCUGUUGACUGGUUAUUGGAUCGUUUCAGGACCUCAGUGAAUGUGGUGGGUGACUCCUACGGUGCAGGAAUUGUGUACCAUCUGUCCAAAGCUGAGCUGGAUGAGCUGGAUGCGCACACGGCUAAAUCAGACGACAUCGAAAUGAUGACAAAGACCCAGUCCUAUUAUGACGACAUGAAGAACCACCACGAGAACAAUUCCAACCAGUGCGUCUUAACCCCAACUUCUUCUACAGCUGCUACUGCCAAUGCUAACAAUUCUGUCUUAGUAGAUGAAUGCAAGGUAACCUCAGCCGCUAACGGUUCUGCUGCGGAGUGCACGCUUGUUGAGGAGGAACCAUGGAAACAUGAAUAA
Molecule: messenger RNA, 1720 nt
Organism: Xiphophorus hellerii (green swordtail)
Lineage: Eukaryota; Metazoa; Chordata; Actinopteri; Cyprinodontiformes; Poeciliidae
Gene: slc1a2b
Product: solute carrier family 1 member 2b
Exons: 10
Coding region: 11-1720 (569 amino acids)
Biological process (GO): L-aspartate transmembrane transport; L-glutamate import across plasma membrane
Cellular component (GO): plasma membrane
Molecular function (GO): neutral L-amino acid transmembrane transporter activity; glutamate:sodium symporter activity; L-glutamate transmembrane transporter activity
Source: RefSeq, a predicted model, not a curated record